UUCCAUUCCAACCUUAGUAAACCAUGUUCUUAUGGACCUUUGUGCACAGGGGCACUGUUGUGCUGGAUCGGAUUUGGACCCCUUAGUUCCAGUGAAAAGAAAUCAUAAUGUUACAGCUUGCAAAGACAUUCUAGACAAUUGUGUGCCUCCAACUUUGUGGCAACAGUUUUGGGAAGAACCACAUAUAGGUGUGAUAGUCAGAUGCCCACAUACUUUUGGCCAGAUAUUAUCAACCUGCUUGCCUUAUUCAUCCAUAUGACUUGGAAUCAGGAAACAAGAGAAUACAGAAAAGACUGAAAUCCAAACUGGUCUGGCAAGUAAAAAAACAUGACUCUCUAAUGAUAAGGCAUCUGUAUGGUUGGCUUUCAGCUAUAAAAACCUCAAAAGCUAAGAGGUUUCUGGCAAACGUGCUCAUGUUUACUGAGAUAAAUGUGGGCUGGCUAGAGCCAAGAAAAACUGAAGUGAUACCAGCUGAAGUUCAUCAAGAGCAUCAUGGCUAAUAAAGGGAAAACAGAAUAUUUCCUGCUUUUUGUUGUUAUUCUGCUCAUUUAUAUGCAAGGAAUAACUCAUAAGAAUAUGAUGACUGCUGCAAUAUCCACAAUCAACACAACUGCUGCAACCCCAACCAACGGAACUACAGCCAACACAACAACUGCUCCAACCCCAACCAGCAGAAUUACAGUCAACACAACAACUGCUCCAGCCCCAACCAACGGAACUACAGUCAACACAACAACUGCUGCAACCCCAACCAACGGAACUACAGCCAACACAACAACUGCUGCAACACCAACCAACGGAACUACAGCCAACACAACAACUGCUGCAACACCAACCAACGGAACUACAGCCAACACAACAACUGCUGCAACACCAACCAACGGAACUACAGCCAACACAACAACUGCUGCAACCCCAACCAACGGAACUACAGCCAACACAACAACUGCUGCAACCCCAACCAACGGAACUACAGCCAACACAACUGUUGCAACCUCACCCACUAUAACCACAGGCAUUCAUAUAUUAAACUUCUCAUUGGAAAUAAAUGAAGAAUUUGACUUUGCACUCACCAGCCAAAGUAGUAGCAAGUGGAAAACAUAUGAAAAUAAAAUUAAGCUUUCAAUUGAUAAAAGUUACAGAAAUGUACCUACCUACCUGAACAACUCUGCAACAGUGACUGGCUUCAGGUCUGGCAGUGUGAUUGCAGACUUCAGUAUUAAGGCAACAAUUCCUAACCCUGAUUUGGUAUCAGCAAAUGAACAACUUGUUAAAAUUCUCCGUUCAGAGGAAUUUAAUGUGAACAAUGAUGCAAUCAGUGGAAGUGUGAAAGCUGCACUGUAUAACAGCAGUGGCAAUAUAUAUCCUGGAACAAAUCUCAAUCUGACCUGCAACCUUUUACCAAAUAAUGGCAUAAAAUGGACCCUGAAUGGGAAUGAACUACUCCUAUCGGAUAAGUAUAAAAUAAAUAACACUGAACUCACUGUGAACAGUGUUACUCCCAGUGACAGUGGUCAGUAUGCAUGCAAAACAACAGUAAACUCUCUGCGCUAUGUUAACUGGCAACUCAUUACAAUUCAGCCUUACCCCAAUAUCCAAGUGACCAGUAACAAUACUGUAAAAUGUGAGGAUACAGCAAUCACACUGCAGUGUUGUGUUCAGGAGAUUUAUCAAGUGACAUGGACUGUUGACCCUGAAGCUUGCAUCCAACCUUCAACAGUCUCUUCAUCAGGCUGCUUAUUAUGUAACUAUGCAAUUAACAAAGAAGGCUGUCAGAAUGGCCAAGUAAUACAGUUCACAUGUCAACUAACAAAACCCAUCAGUGGAAAUAGUUACGCAAAGAGCAUCAGAAUAGAUGUACAGAACAAAACAUUUACCUGCUCUGAUAGUGUAUUUGGAGCUGGAAAUCUGGGAGAAGUACGCACUGUUGUCUGUAACGGAGACAAGGUUGGCUCUCAAAAGGCUUUGUGUAAUUCAUCACACCUCUGGGAACGUAUAGAAGACAAGUGUGUUCUGCGCGUCUUUCAAGGUUUAAAAGAUGAAGCUGAGAAAUUACAGGUCCCAGGCAUCCCCCAGUAUAUGGCCAGCCUUAGCAGUAAUGCUACAUUAGAGGCUCAAAACAUCAUUGACUCUCCAGCAACCAUAACAACAAUUGUAGAUAUACUGACAAUUGUUUCAAAUCUCUCACAAACAAUUUUCAUCAAUCAAACCAUUAUGACGGAUUUCCUACAAACAGUUGACGUCGUUGGAUCAGUAGGUGCACGGGACACAUGGGUGUUUUUAAAUGAAAACAAUGCAACCACGAAUGCCAGUUCUGAACUUCUAAACUUGACUGAAAAUUUUGGACACAGACUCCCGGAUGAAAACUUCAACAUAACAACAAACUCUUCCUCUCUCAAUAAAGCUAACAUUACUGCACCCUUUUCUGGAGAAUUUGGUAUAAAUUUAACUACCCAAGUAAGUUUUCCUGAGAUUAUAGCACCGACUUUCAUCACCAUCAUAAUUUCUUCAGCUUUCGACAAUAUCUUACCUGUUCGAAAUCUGACCUACAAUGACAGCAGUCAAACUGGCACAAGGAUCAAUGGAGAUGUAGUCCUGAUUGAGACAAACUCAACAAUUAACAACAUCUCCCUUUCUUUUGAUAUCAAAAAUAAGGCACUUGUAAACCCUCAGUGUGUCUUUUGGAACUUUAGUCUUCUGAAUGGUGUUGGUGGAUGGGACUCAACUGGAUGUCAAUUAAAGACAUUAGGGAAUGAAACUGAAAGAUUUACAUGUGAGUGCAAUCACACAACCUCUUUUUCAAUCCUGAUGUCACCAUUUUCCCUGGAUAAAGCUUUAAUCUUAGACUAUAUAACUUACAUUGGUGUUGGCAUUUCCAUGGCCAGCUUGGUUUUGUGCCUCAUCAUUGAAAUCAUUAUAUGGAAAUCAGUGGCAAGAAAUGACACAUCCUACAUGCGCCAUGUCUCUGUAGUCAACAUUGCUGUCUCCCUUCUGAUUGCGGACAUAUGCUUCAUCAUUGGAGCAGCUGUUACCCAAGGAGAGGGUCCCUGCAGUACAGCAACAUUCUUCAUGCACUUCUUUUAUCUUGCCCUUUUCUUCUGGAUGUUGCUGUCAGCACUCUUGCUCCUCUACCGCACCAUCAUGGUCUUUUCCAGAAUGACCAGAGGAGCAAUGAUGGCUAUAGCCUUCACUGUUGGCUAUGGAGCCCCGCUAAUCAUAGCUGUCAUUACUGUGGCAUCUACAGCUGGAAGAAAAGGAUACAUUCAAAAAGAUUAUAAUUGCUGGCUAAACUGGAAUGAAACGAAGGCCCUCCUGGCAUUUGUGAUUCCUGCUCUGACUAUUGUAGCUAUAAACCUCCUGGUGCUUAUUGUGGUUCUGUGUAAGAUGAUGAGGAGAGGAGUUAAUGCUUCCACUCAGCCAGAUGACAAACAUCCCCUACUGGUCAUUGCUAGAUGUGUAGGGAUUUUAACACCUCUCUUUGGUCUAACGUGGGGAUUCGGCAUUGGGACCAUGGUGUCUCCGAACUUUGGGAUUCAUGUGGUGUUCGCAUUCCUUAAUUCACUGCAGGGUUUCUUUAUUUUGCUGUUCGGGACAUUACUGGAUAGUAAGGUCAGAGAAGCAUUGGCAGGAAAGUUUUCACUGAGUAACUUAAGCUCUAACCGCACCAGGAGCACAAGUGCAGGACCAUCAUCCUCAAGUGGAUUUCCUUUCAUUCAGAGGUUACGGCGGAGAAAUGUGUACAAUGUAUCGAAUGGCCAAGUUAGGUCUUCAAGCAACUCAAAUGAAGCUGCUGACAGUUAAGCAGCUGCACCUGAAACACAACUAUAAGAGUCUGUUUGACCACAAACAUUAUACUGUAUAUCUACAUACAAAAUAAGAAAGGCAUUUCUUAGCUGGUUGUUGUUUACAAAGAAGAAAGCAGAUUAAUUAAAAAAAAAGAAAAGAAAAUUAACCAAUAAAAAUUAUAUAUA
Pangasianodon hypophthalmus (striped catfish) is the source of this 3971-nucleotide messenger RNA. RefSeq names its product adhesion G protein-coupled receptor F5. Bases 493 to 3801 code for a protein of 1102 amino acids. The record is from RefSeq and is a predicted model, not a curated record. The transcript has 17 exons. Gene Ontology annotation, molecular function: G protein-coupled receptor activity. Gene Ontology annotation, biological process: G protein-coupled receptor signaling pathway; cell surface receptor signaling pathway. Gene Ontology annotation, cellular component: membrane. NCBI's taxonomy places the organism in Eukaryota, Metazoa, Chordata, Actinopteri, Siluriformes, Pangasiidae.